Molecule: messenger RNA, 1113 nt
Organism: Salvelinus namaycush (lake trout)
Lineage: Eukaryota; Metazoa; Chordata; Actinopteri; Salmoniformes; Salmonidae
Product: ganglioside-induced differentiation-associated protein 1-like 1
Exons: 7
Coding region: 1-1113 (370 amino acids)
Source: RefSeq, a predicted model, not a curated record
AUGGCGUCUUCCAACAAUGUUACCCCCACCAACUGUAGCUGGUGGCCCAUCUCAGCCUUGGAUGAAGACGGUGAAAUGACAGACGGAGAGAAAAGCGAAGAGCCAGCUAUCGAGUCGAAACCAAAUUUCUCUAAAGACAAGCUUGUUUUGUAUCACUGGACGCAGUCUUUCAUCUCUCAAAAGAGGUUGUCAGUGCGUCUGGUGAUCAAUGAGAAGGGUCUGCUGUGUGAAGAGAGGGAUGUGAGUCUCCCUAUUGCCGAGCACAAUGAGCCCUGGUUUAUGAGGCUCAACCUGGGGGAGGAGGUGCCUGUUUUCAUCCACGGAGAUACCAUCGUCUCAGACUACAACCAAAUCAUAGAGUACCUAGAGGCUAACUUUGGGGGAGAAACGGUGGCCCAGCUGAUUCCCGAUGCUGGCUCUCCUGUCCACGAGUGUGUGCAGCAGUACCGUAAGCUGCUGGACGGCCUGCCCAUGGAUGCUUACACACACGGCUGUAUCCUGCACCCAGAGCUCACCACAGACUCCAUGAUCCCAAAGUACGCCACCGCUGAAAUACGUAGACACUUAGCCAAUGCUGCGUCUGAGCUGAUGAAGCUGGACCACGAGGAACCCACGCUGACAGAGCCAUACCUCUCCAAGCAGAAGAAACUCAUGGCAAAAAUAUUGGACCACGAUAAUGUGACGUACCUAAAGAAGAUCCUUGGAGAGUUGGCCAUGGUACUAGAUCAGGUAGAGGCCGAGUUGGAAAAGAGGAAAAUCGAGUAUGAAGGUCAAAAGUGUGAGUUGUGGCUAUGUGGACCUGAAUUUACAUUAGCUGAUGUCUGCCUGGGAGCCUUGUUGCACAGGCUUAAGUUCUUGGGACUCUCAAAGAAAUACUGGGAGGACGGCAGCCGACCCAACCUCCAGUCCUUUUUCGAGCGGGUGCAAAAACGCUACGCUUUCCGAAAAGUUCUGGGCGACAUCCACACAACCCUUCUGUCAGCAGUUCUACCCAAUGCAUUCCGAAUGGUAAAAAAGAAGCCGCCAUCUUUCUUCGGGGCCUCUUUCCUCAUGGGCUCUCUGGGAGGGAUGGGCUACUUUGCCUAUUGGUUUCUAAAAAAGAAAUAUGUGUAG